Symbiodinium sp. CCMP2456 is the source of this 3012-nucleotide messenger RNA. NCBI's taxonomy places the organism in Eukaryota, Dinophyceae, Suessiales, Symbiodiniaceae. The record is from the annotation of a GenBank genome assembly.
AUGGGGGCAUUAACCCCCAUUGGCAACACGGCUGCUGACUACUGGGAAGCCCUGCUUGCCGGUAAAAGUGGUGCUGCGCGCAUUACCCGAUUUGAUCCUGAAAAAUUCAAAACUCAGUUUGCCUGCGAGCUGAAGAAUUUUGAUGUGCAGCAGCACAUAGACCGUAAAGAGGCACGCAGGCUAGAUCGCUUUGCCCAGUAUGCACUGGUAACUGCCGAAGAAGCCGUUCAGGAUAGCGGCCUCUUGGAUGCGGGCUACCCCGAAAAUCGCAUUGGCGUGCUUUGGGGCUCGGGUAUUGGCGGUAUUGAUACUUUUCUUGAGGAAUGUAUGGCGUAUGCCAAAGGUGACGGAACUCCGCGUUUCAACCCUUUUUUCAUUCCCAAGAUGAUUGCGGAUCUCGCCCCGGGUCACAUUUCCAUUAAGUAUGGUUUCCGUGGCCCCAACUAUUCUACGGUUUCGGCAUGUGCUUCGUCCACCAACUCAAUUAUUGACGCUUUUAACUACAUCCGCCUGGGCAAAAUUGAAGCCUGUUUGGCCGGAGGCAGUGAGGCAUCAGUAAACCAAGCGGGUAUGGGUGGUUUUAACGCUAUGCAUGCCUUGAGCACGCGCAAUGAUUCUCCCGAAACGGCCAGCCGUCCUUUUGACAAGGAUCGCGAUGGCUUUGUUUUAGGCGAAGGUGCGGGCUGUAUUGUGCUUGAAGAGUACGAGGCAGCUAAAAAACGAGGCGCUAAAAUUUAUGCCGAACUAACCGGUACUGGCGUUACUUCUGAUGCGCACCACAUUACCGCGCCCCAUCCGGAAGGCUUGGGCGCCAAAGAGGUAAUGUCUGAAGCGCUACAGGAAGCCGGCAUGAACGCUUCUGAAGUAGAUUACAUCAACGUACACGGCACAUCCACGCCUUUGGGCGAUGUGGCUGAAUUAAAAGCCAUUAAGGCCGUGUUUGGCGAUGAUGCAUACCGACUGAACAUCAGCUCAACAAAAUCAAUGACGGGCCACCUGCUGGGUGCUGCCGGAGCCAUUGAGGCCAUUGCUGCUGUAUGCUCGGUUUACCAUGACGUGGUGCCACCCACCAUCAAUCACUUUACUGAUGAUCCUGAAAUUGACAGCAAACUGAAUCUUACUUUCCACCAAGCACAGGAAAAGAAAAUUCACAAUAUCGCGCUUUACGAGCUGGCCUUUGUGCACAGCUCAGCCUCACUGGAAAAGAACGGUCAGCGCCUGAAUUAUGAGCGUCUGGAGUUUUUAGGCGAUGCCCUUUUGGGCGCCAUUGUGGCCCAUUACCUUUACCUUCAUUUCCCCAACCGGGAGGAAGGCUUUUUAACCACCAUGCGCAGCAAAAUUGUGAGCCGCAAAAACCUAAAUGCCCUGGCGGUGGAAAUGGGCAUUGAUAAGUUGGUGAAACAAAACCAAACGGGAGCUACGCAGGCCAAAUCUAUUAACGGUGACGUUUUGGAAGCCCUGGUGGGCGCAGUUUACCUGGACGGAGGCUAUGACGCCUGUCAGCAAUUUAUUAAACACAAACUCUUUGAGCAGCUCAUUGACCUGAAUGAAUUGCAAAACUCCAUUGUAAGCCAUAAAAGCGAACUGUUAGAGUGGGCCGCGAAAAACCGCCAAAGCGUACACUUCCGAGUGGCCAGCGAAAGCGGUAAAAGCCAUGCCCGGCAGUACGAAAUUGAAGUGCUUUGCAAUGACGAAAUUAAAGGCAGCGCCAAGGCAUCGAGCAAGAAAAAAGCCGAAGAGUUAGCCGCACAGGAAAAGGAUGCGAAUAUUGCCGUUUUGGGCGAUUUGCAAGGACCAAAACUGCGCGUUGGAGAUGUGGAAGACGGUGCCGAACUGAAGGCGGGAGAUAUUCUGACCUUUACCAAUAAAAAGGUGAAAGGCAGCGCCAAGGAGGUGUUCAUGACCUAUCAGCAGUUUGCCAGUGAUGUUCGGGUGGGCGACCGUAUUUUGAUUGACGAUGGUAAGCUGUUGCUGGAAACUACCCAUAGCAACGGCAUAGAUAAGGUUAAGGCCAAGGUUAUUCAGGGCGGCCCGCUCAAAUCAAAGAAGGGCGUAAACCUGCCCAACACGCGCAUUUCUCUGCCCUGCCUCACCGAUAAAGACCUUGCCGACCUGGAAGUUGCCAUGCGCCUAAAAAUCGAAUGGAUUGGCUUGUCGUUUGUUCGGAAUCCCAACGAUGUGCGGCAACUAAAAGACAUUAUUGCCAAAAACAACGCGCCCUGCCACGUUAUUUCUAAAAUUGAGAAACCCGAAGCCGUGGUGGAAAUUGACGAAAUAAUAGAAUUGUCAGACGGCAUCAUGGUGGCCCGGGGCGACCUUGGCGUGGAAGUGCCCAUGCAAGGGGUUCCGCUCAUCCAGAAAAUGAUCGUGAACAAGUGCCACCGCUACUCCAAGCCGGUGGUAAUAGCCACGCAAAUGAUGGAGAGCAUGAUUGAAAACCUAACCCCGAGUCGGGCCGAGGUGAACGAUGUGGCAAACUCGGUAUUAGACGGAGCUGAUGCGGUUAUGCUGAGCGGUGAAACUUCCGUGGGAAAGCAUCCGGUGGAAGUAGUAGAGGCCAUGGCCAAAAUUGUAGCCCACGUUGAGGCCAGCGGUCAGGUUAGCACCGAAGGAGAAAACCCUCCCAAAUACCGCAACAAGCGCUUCAUAACCGAUAGCAUUUGCUACAAUGCCAGUAAAAUUGCCGAUCAGGUUGGGGCAAGCGCCAUUCUUACCAUGACCUUUAGUGGUUACACGGCUUUUAAAAUCAGCUCCCACCGCCCCAAAACCAGCAUUUACCUCUUUACUUCUAACCGCAGUAUCUUAAAUACCAUGAGUUUACUGUGGGGCGUACGCGGCUUUUACUACGACAAAACGGUGAGUACCGACCAGUCGUUUAAAGACAUUAAACAAAUAGUGCAAGAGCGGGGUUUGGUGAGUGAUGGAGACAUCGUGGUAAAAAUUGCCAGCAUGCCUAUUGAAGAAAUGGGCAUGACCAAUACCCUUAAGAUUUCAACUAUUGAUCAUGAGUAA